AGCGAGAGACACCGAAGAUAAAAUUAUUAUCGCUAAUAAAAAUAAGACAUGUUUAUUCAGAUAGGUGCAGAAAUGAUACCUUUAUAACAAAAAUAAAUUCGCUCAUACUGUUGCAUUUUGUUUUUAACUUAAAGUCCCGUGUGCGCAAGCGAUUUGUUUUCAGAGGAGCUCCACAGUUCUAUGUCAAGUUAGCUGUGUUGGCUAGUUAGCCUAAUUGAAUCUCAAUCGCUUAUGGAUUUCUAGGAUCAGGACGAAUGUCGUUUGACUGAAAAUCGACUUUACGCGGGAUUGAAUUUGCUACAAAUUGUUCAUGAACCGAUUGGACAACAUCGUUUAUUUUACGUUGGGAAUAUAGCCAUUCCACUGGCCCGGUGACACGGAGAGUGUCGAGUCGGAGUGCCUGACCGUCAUGUAUUUUUUAACUGGCUGGCCCCGGAGGCUACUUUGUCCACUGAAAAGUGAAGAGGAACCGUUUCAUAUUCAACCCAACUCACAGAGGUUUUACUUCGCUGUGUUGUCAGAGACUCAACUAAGCAUCUGGUUUAGUCGGCCCAGUGUUCUGAUAGUGAGCUACAUAGAGUCAGUGAAAGCAGCAGCCCAGUUUGGCUUCUAUCAGCAGGCCGAAUGGAAGCCGGACGAUUCCAUGAUAGCAGUGGCGGCUGCCAAUGGCUACAUCCUCAUGUUUGACGUGGUUGGAGGAGGAGAGGACAAGUAUCUUUAUGAGCCAGUCUAUCCCAAAGGGAGUCCACGUGUCAAGGUCACCCCAGGUUAUAAAGAAGAGCAGUGUGCCCCUGCUCUCAGCCUGGAGAUGAAGAGACCCAUCGAUCUGGAGGCUCCCAUCACCAGUAUUAAGUCUCUUCAGGAGGACUUGUUGGUGUCUACAGCUGAUGGCUACCUCCACAUCCUCCACUGGGACGGAGUCAGCAAUGGCCGGAAGGCGAUCAGUCUCUGCACCGUCCCCUUCUCCCUGGACCUUCAGUCAGCACGCGGUGGUCCGUCUCUGGACCUGGAGGGGCUGCACAUCACAGACAUGGAGUACUGUGUGACUCUGGAUGGCUUUGCUGUGGUGCUUGACGACGGGAGGCUGGGAUUCAUCAGUCCUGUAGCCAGCAGGUUUACUGCAGAACAGCUGCAGGGCGUCUGGGCAGCAGACGUAACAGACGGCACGUGUGUGGCGGUCAACAAUAAGUACAGGCUGAUGGCGUUUGGUUGUGCCAGUGGCUCAGUAUUGGUGUACAUGAUUGACACCACUACAGGAUCCAUGCAGCUCUCCCACAAGCUGGAGCUCACCCCAAAACACUUCCCCGACGUGUGGAACAAGACGGGCGCGGUGACGCUGAUCCGCUGGUCCCCCGACUACAGCGUUGCCAUGGUGACCUGGGAGUGCGGCGGGCUGUCUUUGUGGAGUGUGUUCGGCGCACACCUCAUCUGUACGCUCGGGGAGGACUUUGCGUAUCGGUCAGACGGCACUAAGAAGGAUCCUAUACAGAUCAGCUCUAUGUGCUGGGGAGCGGAAGGCUACCACCUGUGGGUCAUCACCAGUAAAGAGGAAGCAGCGCUUGUGGAGAACAUGGAGGAGGCUCCACCUCCUACCCAGACCAAGCAGGCGGGCAUACUGCAGUUCCACUUCAUCAAAAGCGCCCUGACCGUUAACCCCUGCACGAGUAACCAGGAGCAGGUUUUACUACACGGGGAAGACCGUCUGUACCUGACCUGUGGUGACCCCACCCAGGUCCCAUCCAGCAGCUCAGAUGGCCCUCACACCCCUCACCCCCAUAACCUCGCCCAUGGCCUGGAGGGCAGCCCCCUUCACCACCGCUCCGCCCCCUCGCCCAACGCCAUCUCUCAGGGACUCAGCACUUUACUGGGACACAAGCACUGGCACGUGGUCCAGAUUCACAGCACAUACCUAGAGAGCAAUUGGCCUAUACGGUUUGCAGCCAUAGACACAGCAGGCCAGUGCAUAGCGGUGGCAGGGAGACGUGGAUUUGCACAUUACUCCAUGUCCUCCAGGAAAUGGAAGCUGUUUGGGAACAUCACUCAGGAGCAGAACAUGACCGUGACAGGGGGGCUGGCCUGGUGGAAGGACUUUGUCGUUGUUGCGUGUUACAAUUUCAUCGACCGGCAAGAAGAGCUGCGUCUGUACCUCCGGUCGUCCAACCUGGACAAUGCCUUCGCCUCCGUCACCAAGCUGCACUCUGACACUCUGCUGCUCAACGUGUUCAGAGACCUGAUCGUCCUCUUCAGAGCAGACUGCUCCAUCUGCCUCUACAGCAUCGAGAGGAGGCACGACGGGCCCAACCCGUCAGCCUGUGUUGAGCUGCUUCAGGAGGUGUCCAUGUCCCGCUACAUCCCCCAUCCCGCCCUGGUGGUGUCUGUCACUCUCACCUCGGUACGCACAGAGACCGGCAUGGCGCUUAAAGCCCCACAGCAGGCCUGUAUGGCAGAGAGCAUCAUGCUGAACCUGGCUGGCCAACUCAUCAUGCUACAGAGAGACCGGUCUGGACCACAGGUACGAGAGAAGGAAGACCAGAAGAAACUGCUGCAGUUCUGUCCUCCCGUGGUUCUGGCUCAGUGUGUAGAGAACGUGUGGACGACGUGUCGCAGUAACAAGAAGAAGCGCCACCUGCUGGAGGCUCUGUGGCUGUCCUGUGGCGAGGCCGGAAUGAAGGUGUGGCUGCCCCUGUUCCCGCGGGACCACCGUAAGCCCCACUCGUUCCUGUCCCGGCGCAUCAUGCUCCCCUUCCACAUCAACAUCUACCCCCUGGCCGUGCUGUUUGAAGACGCCCUGGUGCUGGGGGCCUCUAAUGAGACCGUGCUUUACGACGGCCUGCAGGGUCCCAGAGAGGGCCAGGAGCCUCUUGAGGUGAUGUUCCCUUACUGCACGGUGGAGAGGACCUCCCAGAUCUACCUCCACCACAUCCUGCGCCAGCUACUCGUGCGUAACCUGGGAGAGCAGGCUCUGCUCCUGGCCCAGUCCUGCGCAGCGCUCCCCUACUUCCCCCACGUCAUGGAGCUCAUGGUCCACGUGGUGCUGGAGGAGGAGGCCACAUCCCGGGAGCCCAUCCCCGACCCGCUGCUGCCCACGGUGGCCAAGUUCAUCACCGAGUUCCCCCUGUUCCUCCAGACCAUCGUGCACUGCGCCAGGAAGACUGAGUACGCCCUGUGGAACUACCUGUUUGCUGCCGUGGGCAACCCCAAGGAUCUGUUUGAGGAAUGUCUGAUGGCUCAGGACCUGGACACAGCAGCAUCCUAUCUCAUCAUACUGCAGAACAUGGAGGUUCCGGCGGUGAGCCGGCAGCACGCUACACUGCUCUUCAACACGGCUCUGGAGCAGGGCAAGUGGGACCUCUGUCGUCACAUGAUCCGAUUCCUCAAGGCCAUUGGCUCUGGGGAGAUGGAGACCCCGCCUCCAACACCAACCACUCAGGAACCCAGUUCGACGGGAGGCUUCGAGUUCUUCAGGAACCGCAGCAUCAGUCUGUCCCAGUCAGCUGACAGCAUCCCCGCUGGGAAGUUUAACCUACAGAAGACCUUCAGCAUGCCCUCUGGGCCCUCCACUAAAGGGUCUGAGCGAUGGAGUAAGGACAGUGACUGUGCUGAGAACAUGUACAUAGACAUGAUGUUAUGGCGUCACGCCCGACACCUCCUGGAGCAGGUCCGCCUCAAAGACCUAGGCUGUUUCUCCGCCCAGCUGGGCUUCGAGCUGAUUGGCUGGCUGUGCCGCGAGCGCACGCGGGUGGCGCGGGUCGAUGACUUUGUCAUGGCGCUGAAGUGUCUCCACAAGGACUUCCUGUGGCCGUUUCCUGUCAUCCCAGCAUGCUCGAUCAGCUCGCCCUUCAAGAACGGACACCGCAAGACGGUGCUGAGCCAGCGGCUGCUAAAGUCCCAGUCAGCAGACAGCCUGUUGAACAGUGACAUGGACACAGCGCCCCCGCAGGCCUCAGCACGCAACAGCAACCACACCUGGCUGGACGGUCUGGGGGCACUGGGGCCGGAGCCUAAAGAGAUGAACACAACCUCUUCCCACGGGGGGCCACAGACACAGGAGGCCUUCCUCUCUCCGCUCACUAACAAAACGGAGGAGUGCAGUAUCGGUUCGGCCACAGACCUGACAGAAACCAGCAGCAUGGUGGAUGGAGACUGGACCAUGGUGGAUGAGAACUUCUCCACUCUGAGUCUGACCCAGUCUGAGCUGGAACACAUCUCCAUGGAGCUGGCGAACAAGGGGCCUCACAAGUCCCAGGUCCAGCUACGCUACCUGCUGCAUGUGUUCAUGGAGGCGGGCUGUCUGGAGUGGUGUGUUGUGAUUGGUCUGAUCCUGAGAGAGGCCACGGUCAUCAAGCAGGUGGUCAACUUCCUGGACAGCCCAGAGGUUCCUCCUGAGACAGUCCAAAGUAUCCGCUCCGGCCUGCUGGGAGUCGAUGCGUGGGCCUCCGCAGACUGCCUGGGCUAUAAACCCUUCCUGAAACUGAUCCGGCCCCAGCUGCAGAAGCUGAUAGAGACUGCUGUGGAGCAGGUCCAGCCUGAAGCCUUCCAGCCAGGGGCUUCCAACCCCAACUCCAAGCUGACUGAGCCCCAGCCCGGGUGCCCCAGGGCGGAGGACAGUAGAGGGCCUGCUCCCUUGUGCCUGGCCCUGCCCUUGGAGCCCUCUGGAGGGUUAGUGACAGAGGACGGAGGGGCUCCAGAGGAGCAGGAGGAGCAGGCGGCAGACGAGGGGGCGUAUGACUGCACCCUGUCCUGACGUGCCCUGUCCUGACCUGGGUCGUGUUCAUUAGCCACCAAAACGGAAGAAAAUGGGCUGAAACAGGGAGGGACUACAUAAACUGUUUUUUUGCCACGGUGUGUGUGCCCUAAUGACUACAGCCCUGUCCUAACCUCUGACCUUGCUGGGCAGGUGAAGGGGUGUGGUGCGGGUGUGUGAUGGGACACAGGAUGAGGAGGAGGAAGGGGUCCUCAGACUGAAUACUCUGCAUUGUGGGUCUAGAACCAGUUUGUUGGCUGAUGUGGACCCAGAUAUGUUACAUCGACCAUGUGUGUGUGUGUGUGUGUGUGUGUGUGUGUGUGUGUGUGUGUGUGUGUGUGUGUGUGUGUGUGUGUGUGUGUGUGUGUGUGUGUGUGUGUGUGUGUGUGUGAGUAUAUGCUUGUUUAUGUGAGGCUUUUGUGUGUUACCAUACUUUGGGUGUAAAACACAAGGAAGCUCUCUAUUUUGUUUCUCUCCUGUCCGCAUACUCACCCAUCCCAGUGCUGGAACAGGGUCUGAGUGAGCGGAGUGGACUGGGCUGCUCCUGUGGUUGAGUGUCAGUAUUAUUCACUUGAUUACGGACUUGAGUCACUGCAAACGACGCUUGCCAGGCCACAGCCAAUUCAUAGCACCCAAACAAAAACAAAGGCUUACCUAAGAUAUCCAUACUGUACGACAGGUGGCUCAAACCUCUACAUUUAUUCUACUAUUUGAUCACAGACCAAGUUUUUGCGGAUGAUGAGUUUGGGCUUGUCGGGCUUUAUUCUGGAAUUAAGCGUACGAGCACAAGGCAGACAGUUUGUUGCAAUUUAGCUUUUUACCAAAAUGUGCUUUUCAGAUCAGAGAAUUGCUCGCUGUCCGUGUCGUGUGCUCGGCUAGGCUUCGGUGUCCGUCUAGAUAUAAAUGUGUACUGCUCGGCUGGCUUUUCUGUGUGACUUGAGCGGAUUCCCAGUCAGAUCACCGCGACGACUUGUAUAGGGUGAGCACAAUGAACAAAAAGCGUCCGUGAUGUUCUCCCCGACAGACCUGUCACACAUGAACCUUUAUUGGCAGCCAUUCCACAGAACUGAACAGUUAAACCUUUAUAUAUAUUUUUCACAGUUUGCACAAACGUCUAUUGUACCUUUUGUCGCGGAGUUAAGUUCAAGUAUAACUUUGGUACUUUUGGCAAGAAACCGCCCCUGAAACCAGUCAACUGUGUGCCGGGACAUUUUACGAGAUGCAUGCAUUGUGCAAGGGGAGGUGUCUCAUAUUUUCAUACCUCAUAGUGUACAGUGGAUUUUAAGAUUAUUUUCUGAUACCUUUGUCAAUAAUGUGGUGGUCUUCUUUAGGAAAUGAUGUCCCCUUAUUCCGAUGCUAGACUGUGGCGUGAGAAUAUUCUUGGUCAAGAGCGAAGGCGUGUCUGUGUGUGCGACGAUGACUUGGAUUGGUCAUGUAUGUUGUUGACGAGGGCCUGAUGAGCCCUCAACCGGGGGCGGCAGGUAGCCCCGAGGUCAGAGCGUUGGGCCAGUAAGCGAAAGGUUGCUGGUUUGAAUACCGGAAACCGACAAGGUGAUAAAAAAAUAUCUGUUGCCGUGUCCUUGAGUAAGGCCCUUAACCCUAAUUGCUCCUGUUGCGCUGUACGACGGUGACCCUGGCUGUGACCCCACUCCCUGCGGGACACCCGAGAGGAGUUCGGAUAUGCCAACACAAAACCAUUUCCAUGAAACAAAACGUGUGCAACAGAACAAAUAUAAGCACCCCUCAAAUGAAUUCAACCAAACCGUGACUGACUCCUGAAGGGAGAAUCUAACCAUAUCUGAGGACAAACCAAAUGAUUAUGAUGAUCCUGACCUGCAUCUUCACACACAUACUUGGCUCGAGAAUUGAAACAUUACUGCUCAGUUAAUUGGCUUCGGUCCUGUGGAGGAUCCAAUGGGAAGCAAACCAUAGGAGAAACAGAACUAUGUUCAUUCACUUUAUAUUGAUAUGCCAGAGUUCACUUUUAUUCGCCCCUUUUGUAAAGACAAAAAAAACUAUUGUGUUAACCUAACGUCGUAUAUCGUUAUCGUUAUCGUUUUUAAGGUAGGAUUGUGUUUUAUCUCCUAUCGGUGAUUUUUGUCUUGCCUUGGGAAUUGCUGUGGAGUUGAAGAGGUCCUGGACUCUUUAAUGUAUUCAGAAUGAAUAUUCCCAUAGUUUCUAUAAGGACGUAGGUCUAUAAUGUCUCGGUCGUUAUCACCGUGGUAACAUACCAAAACCUUGGUCGCAAGCGGUGAUACUGAUAACAAUGACUUUAAGAGAAUCUCCAACACCGAAGCGGCUGCGUGUGUACGAUGUAACUGCAAAGACCAAGUGGUAUUGCAUCUGUUAAUGAUUCUAUAUUGUUGACUAAGUACAGUAUCCUCACAUGGAAUCGAGCUUUUAUGAGGCCGAGUGUUAUUCUUAUUUAUUGGUUGUGUUGUUAUUACUAUUCGAAAUAGUCAUUUUUAUUCUUCAAAAUGUUUUUAUUUUUGGCUAUAUCAAAGCAGCUAAUCAAGAGCUAUUUAAUUGCUUUUGCCUCAACAUACUGUAGUCAUCUGAGUCUUUAGACCCAGGCCCAUAUCCCACUGCCUGACCCGAAAAGAGCUCUCCACCUAAAACUGGGCGUCGGUUCGUCACGCGUCUCAGAGUAGGAGUGCUAGGUUCCGUUUUGCUUUUCAGAUCAUAAUGUAUACGAUUACAUGGACAAGGCGGAUCCGAGUUGAAUCUGGUGUGUUUGUCCGGCGCUACAGCAAAAAAUGUGUGCUGUUCGGGGUACUCGAGGAGUUGAGGAACGCUGGUAUCAAAUCUUAUUUGUCACAUGUGCCGAAUACAACAGGUGUGGACCUUACAGUGAAAUGCUUACUUACAAGCCCUUAACCAACAAUGCAGUUUUAAG
This is a messenger RNA of Salvelinus namaycush (lake trout), 7640 nucleotides long. RefSeq names its product guanine nucleotide exchange factor subunit RIC1-like. The record is from RefSeq and is a predicted model, not a curated record. Bases 410 to 4744 code for a protein of 1444 amino acids. Gene Ontology annotation, molecular function: protein binding. The transcript has 27 exons. Gene Ontology annotation, biological process: retrograde transport, endosome to Golgi; intracellular protein transport. Gene Ontology annotation, cellular component: Golgi membrane; Ric1-Rgp1 guanyl-nucleotide exchange factor complex; cytosol. NCBI's taxonomy places the organism in Eukaryota, Metazoa, Chordata, Actinopteri, Salmoniformes, Salmonidae.